This is a messenger RNA of Python bivittatus (Burmese python), 1001 nucleotides long. Lineage: Eukaryota; Metazoa; Chordata; Lepidosauria; Squamata; Pythonidae. The record is from RefSeq and is a predicted model, not a curated record.
GUAAUCCUAAAUGUUCCACUUUGAUACAAGACUCCAAAGUGAAUAGACUUAAUUGAGCAGAUGGCUUGCUGCUCCGGCUGGAACGGGACAGGUUUAUUGCCAAUUAACUUCUGCCUGCAGAUCUCCAUGGCAAAGGACAGUGUAAUGGCUCCCCAAGACCCUGUUUCUGUGCCUGCCAAGCCCUGGAGCCAAAAGGCCAGUGGCGAUCAGGUGCCCGCUUGGCUGGGUCAGCUGCAGAUCUAACCACUCUCUUGCUCUCUCUUGUCCUCCAGGGAGAUGAUGCCCAGGACCCUGGAAGGACAGCUCACCAUGGAGAAAACUCCAAGUUAUUUUGUCACCAGUGAGGCUCCCGGGCGAAUCCACUCCAUGGCCAAGGACACCAAGCUAAUUGUGGUGGUUCGUGACCCAGUCACCCGGGCUAUCUCGGAUUACACCCAGACCCUUUCCAAGAAGCCCGAGAUCCCCACCUUUGAGGUGCUGGCCUUCAAGAACCGAACUCUCGGGCUGAUCGACGCCUCCUGGAGCGCCAUCCGCAUCGGCAUCUAUGCGCUGCACCUGGAGAGCUGGCUCCAGUACUUCCCGCUCUCCCAGAUCCACUUCGUCAGCGGGGAGCGGCUCAUCACGGACCCCGCGGGGGAGAUGGACAAAGUGCAGGACUUCCUGGGCCUCAGGAGGGUGGUGACAGAGAAAUAUUUCUAUUUCAAUAAGACCAAGGGGUUCCCCUGCCUGAAGAAGCCGGAGGAGAGCGGCGCGCCCCGGUGCCUUGGCAAGUCCAAGGGCCGAACUCACCCCGUGAUUGAUCAGGAUGUAAUUCAGAGGCUGCGCAAGUUUUAUAAACCGUUUAAUGUGAUGUUUUACCAAAUGACGGGCCAAGAUUUCCAGUGGGAGCAGGAAGAGGGAGAGAUGUGAUGCCACGGCAGUGAACGAUGCUGUUUUCUCUUCUGAGAACCCGCCCGUGGUGACAAGAGCCUGACCUGACCUCCCGGACGCCCCGGGCCGGC